Molecule: messenger RNA, 7129 nt
Organism: Chiloscyllium plagiosum (whitespotted bambooshark)
Lineage: Eukaryota; Metazoa; Chordata; Chondrichthyes; Orectolobiformes; Hemiscylliidae
Source: RefSeq, a predicted model, not a curated record
GUCUACACAGCCGACGGCCUGUGGUGAAAUUGCUAGAGUUCUAGGUAAUCACUUUUCAAGUGCCUCUAAUAUGUUUACACAGCUGGCGGGCUGCGGGGGAACUCCUGCUGAUUCGAGUACUUAAAUCCUAGAAAGCUUACUCAGCUGACAGCCGGAUUGCCUCUGCGUGGGGGUAAUUACUUGUGUGCAGGUGCUUGCGGUUUAUUUUUUUUAUCUGAGAGCAGUGGAUACAACAGGAGGCCGGAUUCGGAUCAGCUGGACUGCAAUACCAGGAGCAACAGCUUAUAAAAUUGUCUGGAGAGAUCAAACAGGAUAUGAGGUAACCAGAAUUGUGUCACAUGACACAACAAUAUUUGACAUUGACCGAGUGCAACAAGGGGGAACCUAUUACAUUAACGUGUCGCCACUUUCUGGAGGCAGAGAAGGAAAUCCUGUCAGCAUUGUGGUUCAAGCAGCUACAGCCAUUGAGCGUGUGACAGAGCUCCGUGCCCUUGAGACUCGGAGUAAUCUUAUUCGAAUAACCUGGCGAGGGAUGCCCCAGGCAACAGCAUACAAGGUCACGUGGAAGCGUGCUGACGGAACUGAGGAGAGCCAAGUGCUGAGUAGUUCCACAAAUGUAUUUGAUGUGGAACGCUUGCAGCCGAAUUCAGUGUACGUGAUUGGAGUUUCGGCAAUGGUGGGAAACAGACAGGGGCCUCUCGCCACCGUCACUGCGAGAACUGAAUCGCUUGUGGGUCGUGUGACGAACCUUCACGUCAUCGAAACGCAGAGCUCCCGGAUUCGAGUCAGCUGGGUUGGAUUUGCUACGGCAACGGCAUACAGGGUCACAUGGCGCCGUGCUGAUGGUGUCAAGGACAAUCGGAUUCUGAACAGAGAUACCACCACCUUCGACAUUGAGGGGUUGCAGCCCAACACUAUGUACGCGAUUGAAGUCUCGGGACUGGUUGGAUCCAGAGAGGGAAGCAUCAUGACAGUGACUACAAAGACCAAUCCCAUUGUUGGCGAUGUGACCAAUGUACGAGUGACUGAAGCUCGGCGAAACAUGCUCCGGAUCACGUGGACUGGAGUAGGCAGGGCGUCUGCAUAUAAAAUCACGUGGAAAAGUGCGGAUGGAGUUGAGGAGAGUGAUACGGUGAGUGGCGAUGUCAAAUCAUUUAACAUCCAGAAGUUAAAGCCCAACACUGCGUAUGCGGUCAGAAUCACUCCGAUCGUUGGGAAUAGAGAAGGAAAUCCUGCCACUAUUAUGACAAAGACCGCAUCCAAAGAGGGCCAGAUAGCCGGGGUCAGCGACGUGCGUGUGCUCGAAGCUCGUAGUGAUGUCCUGCGCGUGUCUUGGGUCGGUGUUCAUGAAGCCACGUCUUACCGCAUCAGUUGGAAACGCAGUGAUGGAGGACCUGAGAUCACUAGAGUUGUACCUGGAGACGUAACGACCUUUGACAUUGCGGACUUGCAAGGCGGAGUUAAUUACCUCGUGAAAGUUGUUGCGUUGAUUAGAAAUCGAGAAGGACAGCCUGUCACAAUUACAGCGACCACUCCUGCUGUUGAACGUCCUCUGGGAGCAGUUGAGGGUCUGCGCAUCAUUGGUUCAACAACCAAACGGAUACAGAUCACCUGGAAUAGUGUCCCGGGAAGCUCUGGAUACAGAAUCCAGUGGAGACUGGCAGAAGGUGGCCUGGAGACUACACGGCUGGUUACAGCAAACACCAACACGUUUGACAUCCUGAACCUGCGACCAGGGACGAACUACAUUAUCAGAGUCUCCUCACUUUUCGGGAACCGUGAAGGGGUCCCUGCAACAGCUACAGCUGCUACAACUCAAGCUGAGGAGGUGCAGGGUUUCCGAGUGACUGAUGUUGACACUGGCCAAAUGACCCUGGGCUGGUCCCACGUUCCUGGAGCUACCAGCUAUAUCCUCUCUUGGAGACUUGCUACCUUGCAAAAAGAACAACAGUCAGUCACUGUGCCAGACACAAUUAACACCUACCAGAUCACUGACUUGCAAUUUGGGAGAGAGUACGUCUUUACCAUCCGGCCUGUGUUUGGAACAGAAUUUGGACCUGAAACCUCCAUUACCGAGAGGCCUGUGUGCAGCAGAGCACGAGCUGACAUCGUGUUCCUGGUCGACGGCUCCUGGAGUAUUCAAGAGAGUAACUUUCAGAAAGUGAAACAGUUCCUGUACAACGUGGUCUCUCACCUACCUCGCAUUGGCACCGAUGCCACUCAGGUGUCAGUGGUUCAGUACAGUGAUGAGUCCAAAAUUGAAAUUCCACUUGGUCGAUUUGGCACCCACAGGGAGCUGCUCCAGGCCAUAAGGGAACUUCCAUAUCAAGGCGGUGGGACUCAAACAGGGAAGGCGAUCAAUUUUGUCCUGGAUUACGUAUUCCAGCAGGCAGCUGGGAAACGCCCCGGUGUCCCAGCCUUGCUGGUCUUGGUGACGGAUGGGCGCUCUGAUGAUGGAGUUACAGAGGCUGUCAGGAGGGCAGAGGCUGCAGGCAUCCAUCUGUUCGCUGUUGGAAUUGGUCACGCGGAUGUUAAUGAACUGCGGAGAAUCGUUACUGGCAGAGACACCAACAACAUUGUCUACGCAGAGAACGUUGACUCACUCAGUCAGUUUGAAGGGGCUCUGGCCAACAUAAUCUGCAUUGCCGCUAGCAGACCAGGGACAUCGACACCACACCAUUGUGUUACCCAGUGCCCUCAGGGUGAGAAAGGGGAACCAGGAAGAGAUGGUCAUCCUGGAUUGCCAGGUCCACAGGGUCCGCCAGGUCCAAUCGGACCACCAGGGAUCCCGGGAACUGUAGAUGGAGGGCACAGAGGGCCAAAGGGCGAGAAAGGAGAUCCGGGAUACCCAGGAAGAGAUGGCCAACCGGGAACGCCAGGCAGGACUGGACACACCGGCUCGACAGGACAGCCAGGGAGUCAAGGGUCCCCAGGAUUGAGAGGAGAGAGGGGGGAGCCUGGAACACCAGGACGAGUCGGGCCUCCAGGUCAAAAGGGAGAAAAGGGUGAACCUACUACACAUGUUACAGCCGGUGGAGGCUAUCCUGGCAGAAAGGGAGAGCCCGGUAAUCCAGGUGCUCCUGGUCCACCUGGGUUUCCUGGACAAAGAGGUGACAAUGGGCUCCCUGGUCAAGUCGGGCCACAAGGUCCCAUCGGUCCUCCAGGACCUCCUGGGAGGUCUAUCAAGGGGGAAAAGGGAGAACCAGGUGAGAGAGGUGUUCCAACAUCGGUAGAUGGAGCAGGUCAGAAAGGAGAGCCGGGCCGCCCAGGAAGUCCUGGUGAGUCUGGUAGCCCAGGACCAAGAGGACCCCCUGGCCCAACAGGACAGAAAGGUGAAAAGGGCACUGCAGGUGAAGGUUUCUCAGGACCACCAGGGCGCCAAGGAGAACCAGGUGACCGGGGACCCAGAGGAUCUCAGGGUGAACAGGGUGACAAGGGAGACCGAGGUCAGCCGGGGGAGACUGGUUUGCCGGGAUCCCGGGGAGAAAGGGGACCUCCGGGACCAUCGGGGCUUAAGGGAGAUCAAGGGCUGAUCGGACCACCUGGUGUUCCGGGAUCAAUUGGAUUGCCAGGUACAAGUGGCCCCAGAGGUGAAAAGGGAAACGAGGGGCGACAAGGAGAACCAGGGCGUUCUAUCACUGGCCCACCAGGAAGCAAAGGUGACCGGGGUGAGCAUGGACCACCAGGAAUCCCAGGGGAGAAGGGAGCAAAGGGCAACCCGGCAGAGAAAGGCAAUAAGGGCGAGACUGGAUAUGGUAUCCCAGGGCAACCAGGGCCCAAAGGCGAUCCAGGUGAAAGGGGGAAUAUUGGACUUUCUGGGAGACCGGGAGAAAAGGGAGAUCGAGGAGCGAGCGGAGAGAAAGGGGAGCCGGGUAGAAUGGGAUUGCCUGGACCAAGUGGACCCCGUGGGAAAGAGGGUGAAAAGGGGAACAAAGGCGAUGAAGGGAAAUCGGGAGAGACGGGAUUACCAGGGCGUACUGGGGAGAGAGGACUUCGAGGUGUCCCUGGAACGGAUGGUGCCCCUGGAGUGAAGGGAGAUGCUGGUGAACCAGGAAGGUCAGGAAGAGAUGGGAUCAGGGGUCCUACAGGAUCAAAGGGAGACCAAGGUGAAAAAGGAGAAAACGGAACUCCAGGACCUCCCGGACCGCCCGGAAAACUGAUCAAUUUGGAAGACAGAAUACCAGCAGUUAAAGGAGAAAAGGGUGAUCCUGGCAAGCCCGGCGAGUCUGGACUGAGAGGUCCCAGAGGGGAGACUGGCCUCGCUGGCGCAACAGGCGACCGAGGUUUGGAAGGUCAAAGAGGCCCCCCAGGCCCACAGGGAGAUCAAGGCCCAAGAGGAUUCCCAGGGGAAAAGGGUGACCGAGGACCGCCAGGGCUGGACGGCAGAAGUGGACAAGAUGGGAAGAAUGGUCCACCUGGCCUCCCUGGAUUGAGGGGCGAGCCAGGGAAGCAAGGUCAACCUGGCAGAGAUGGUUUGCCAGGCCUGAGGGGAGAACAAGGACCACCAGGAGCAAUGGGCCCUCCUGGCUUGUUGGGGAAUCCCGGUAAACCGGGGAUUGAUGGAAAGCCAGGAAUUCCUGGAAAGAAUGGAGAGAACGGGAUUUCAGGAGAGGAUGGAAAAAAGGGUGAGAAAGGUGAUCCAGGAAACCCUGCAAGAGAUGGUUAUGAUGGUGCUAAAGGUGUGCGUGGAGACCCUGGGCUGCCAGGACUCAUUGGCCCACCUGGGCUUCCAGGUGUGAUCGGACUUCCAGGACCUCCUGGGCAGGUCAUAUUUUUCAAAGGGCUUGACUCAUCCUCCCCAAUAGCAGGACCGCAAGGGCCUUCAGGAACUCCGGGAGUACCAGGUAUCCCAGGAGCCUCAGGGCAACGGGGAGAGAAGGGAGACAUGGGUACCAAAGGUCAGAAGGGUGAACGUGGUUUGGAAGGGGAGCCAGGGACAGCUGCUAAUGUCGAAGACGCUCUAUCAAAAUUCGGGCUUAAGGGUGACGUUGGAAUGCCUGGUGAAAGAGGGUUUAAGGGGGACAAAGGAAGCCAGGGUUUUCCAGGGCCCCAGGGACCACCAGGCCUUGCAAUAUCAGAACGAGGUCCUGAAGGACCCCCAGGUAAACCAGGUGAACCUGGCAAACCAGGUAUCCCGGGACUGCCAGGCCGGGCUGGAGAUAAAGGAGAAACCGCACAUCCUGGAGAGAGGGGAGAGAAAGGGGCAAAAGGUGACCGAGGUGACCCUGGGAGGGACGGCGUACAAGGUCCAAGGGGUCCUCCAGGUCCUGUGGCUGAACUGCCAGGGAAAGGUAUUGGUGCUCCCGGGGAGAGAGGACUACCAGGGCCAAAAGGAAUAAAGGGGGAGAGCGGACAAAUCGGACCAGUUGGACCAAAAGGAGAUAAGGGUGAUGUCGGAACAAAGGGAGACCGAGGUGAAAGAGGGGAAGCUGGUGAGAAAGGCAGGGAUGGCUUUGCGGGGGUCCCAGGGGAACCGGGCUCACCAGGACUGGAAGGAAAACCAGGAUUACCAGGCUUCCCUGGAGUACUGGGCCGUCCGGGUAACCCAGGAGAGCCUGGCUCACAAGGCCCUCAGGGCCCACCAGGACCUCAAGGACCCCCUGGGCCCCCUGGAGUGAAGGGAAACCAAGGUGAUCAAGGGCCAAGCAUUCAAGGCCCAGCUGGUCCUCCGGGGAACAUGGGACUUCCAGGAAAUCCAGGUGCUCCUGGCGCUUCGGGGCCCCAGGGACCUCCCGGAGUACCCGGACAAAUGGGAGACCCCGGGAAACCAGGGGUGUCGGGGAGAGAUGGACUUCCAGGACAAGAGGGAGAGAAAGGACUUCCUGGUGAAAGGGGAAGUCCAGGAAUUCCAGGUCCUGUUGGACCGAAGGGAGACACAGGACCCCCUGGAGAGUCAAUCACAGGAUUGCCUGGAGUCAAAGGAGACAAGGGAGAGUCUGGAUUGACAUUGCCCGGAGGCACAGGGCAGAGAGGACUCAAAGGAGACGCGGGUAUGAAAGGAGACAAAGGCAUGGACGGUGCGAAAGGAGAGAAGGGUUCACAGGGUGAGCCAGGAGAACCAGGGCAAGAUGGUUUGAGAGGGUUGCCUGGAGUUAAAGGAGAUAAGGGUAUGGCAGGAGUCGGACAACCAGGCCCAGCUGGGCAGGCUGGACCUCCAGGACUGAAGGGUGAUUCUGGUUUUCCAGGACCUCCAGGUCCUCCGGGACAGCAAGGGCCUGUUGGAAUCUCUGGACAGCCAGGCCUAAGAGGAGAAGUUGGACUUCCUGGGCCACAGGGGCCAGCAGCAGAGAGGGGUGCUCCUGGAUUUCCAGGGAGAGAUGGAGCAACUGGACCACCAGGACCACCUGGACUUCCUGGAUUACAGGGUUUGCCAGGACCACCUGGGUUACAAGGUGCCAAGGGUGAAACAGGGAUAGGAGUGCCCGGACCGAGAGGAGAAAGAGGAGAUCCAGGACCUCGGGGUGAAGAUGGAAGACCGGGGUUGACAGGAGAACGAGGACUACCUGGGCUUCCUGGUAGUCGGGGAGAAACUGGAAUCAAAGGCGAUGCUGGACCAGUUGGGCAGAAAGGAGAGAAGGGGGAAGCACUGACUGUCCCUGGAAUGCCUGGACUCAAAGGAAUCAAAGGAGAGUCCGGGGAGCGUGGCCAGAAAGGAAGUGAAGGUCCGAAAGGAAUGAAAGGAGAAGAGGGACCACGGGGAGAGAAGGGACCCAAAGGAGAACAAGGAGACAAAGGUUCAACGGGCUUCCCCGGCGCCAGAGGUGCAGGUGGACAAAAGGGUGAGGCAGGUGAGCCAGGCCAACCUGGGAAACUGGGAAUACCGGGGAAGGAUGGCAGUGAUGGAGUGAAAGGAAACCGUGGUGACAGGGGAGAAAUAGGACCUCAAGGUUUCAAAGGUGACCGAGGAUUCGAUGGGCUCCAGGGAGAGAAAGGAGAGCGGGGAGAGAAAGGAGAGCGGGGCUUCCCUGGUGUUGUUGGUCCCCCGGGCCUGAGAGGAGCUGAUGGAACAGCUGGUCCCCCUGGACCUCAGGGAUCACCAGGUCCCAAAGGGCCAGAAGGAAUCCAGGGUCAGAAGAACAUUGCAGCGCAGUACAGGCCGUUCGGCCCUCAAUGUUGCUCUGACUUGUGA